Rhizoctonia solani is the source of this 690-nucleotide messenger RNA. RefSeq lists its product as uncharacterized. Bases 1 to 690 code for a protein of 229 amino acids. The transcript is spliced from 7 exons. NCBI's taxonomy places the organism in Eukaryota, Fungi, Basidiomycota, Agaricomycetes, Cantharellales, Ceratobasidiaceae. The record is from RefSeq and is a predicted model, not a curated record.
AUGAAGGGAUUUAUCUCUACACUUAUUAUGUGCACUGCGGCACUUGUAGCUGCUGAUACUUGGGGAGGAUCUUAUUCGCUUGGUCCUGCAAAGACCAAUAUCAUUGAGAUGACAACUACCCUUACCCUGGAGUUGCGCCAUCUACUCAGACUGGCAUGCUUUUCCUUUGGUCAGUUCUUAUUCUGGGUUAGCCAUAUGCCCGGAAUUUCCAAUGGCACUGGUGACCUUGUACAGACCACCUUGGAGCAAUGGCCCGAUAACAGCUGGUGUGGUGCCGGAAAGGGCGAGUGGUGCGUUCGCGCCUCCGUGUUCGGCUGGUUUGGCCAGCGUGAUGGACCUUCUGCCGUCGUCAAACCUACCGAUGCCGUGACUAUGAACUACAAACUCGGAUCCAACAAGAUGACCUGGACUCAAACCGUCACAAUCAAUAAUAAAGUUGUCUCUACGCUCACCUCUGAUUCUGGACCAUACAUGAAGGGCUGGGGCACUGGUACCGAAUGUAACGGCGGAUGCACUGGCACCAUCUCUGCCCAGAAGUAUACCAACACGGUCAUCACCCUCGAUGCUGCCGACCCCAACUUUGGCAAGACGGCUGCCUCUGCUGGUGGAGCUACCGCUACCGGAUUGACCAGCGAACAGGGAGGCAAAAUCUGGAAAAUCGCUACUAUCAACGUCCCGAAAAUGGGUUAG